Dovyalis caffra is the source of this 249-nucleotide messenger RNA. The record is from the annotation of a GenBank genome assembly. Lineage: Eukaryota; Viridiplantae; Streptophyta; Magnoliopsida; Malpighiales; Salicaceae.
AUGAAUGCUUCGCAAUGCCGCGUAGACCGGCCGAUGGAGCAUGUCGAACCCAACAAGCGUGCAGGGGCCACCACUCCCCACCACCACCACCACCACCACCAUCAGAUUACAUAUCCCCCUCCGUUGGCGUCACUCUCAAAUCUUAUGCCACUAAGGCAAACCAGUGUGGAUCCCACUCGCCACAAUCAAGCCUUCCUAUUGGCUGCCACGUGGAACCCCCAUCAACCAUACAAGGAUCGAUAUAGGUAG